GAUUGAAUAUGAAGUCAAAUCACGAGAGAGUGCUAUUCGUUUCCUUUCAUAGUUGUUUUCUUCUCUCGUUCCUGAUCCCUAAACUAAAAUAAUAUUGUCGUAGUUGUAUAAUAAUUGAUAAAGGAAUUACGGUGGAGGGGAUCAGUGAAAAGGAGGUGGACGAUAGGAUGAGACAGAUUGUGAGGGAGAGUAAAAAAAGACGAGACAAGAAAGAGAGUGGAGAGAUUGGACAAAGAUUGGAAACGGAAUUGAAGAAUUUAGUGAGAAACACAAGAAGACCUGCGACAUCGAUGAUUGAUUUCAUUGAUCAGUUGAUUGGACUCACUAAAUAUCUAAGAAAAUUCUAAAAAUAUCAAAUGACAUUAGAAUAACUGAAGAUUUAUUCCCAAUAUUGAUCAUCUUUUGAAGACUAAGAGAAAAUGUUGUACAGAUCAGAUGUUGUAUAAAACUGUUUCCAGAAAUCUGUGGUAGAAUUCCUAUGAAAUAUUUGAUCUGACCUGAGAUUCUUUGCAAUAUUUCUUUACAUAACUGUCUGGAAUGUCUACAAAAUGCAUUUGGGUUACGUCAAUGAUGAUGAAUUUACAAAAGCAUUGAUUAGACUAAGGUAACACUGAACAGAAAUACAGCAAUAGAACUACUUCUAGGGAAUAAACCACAAGAACAAAAUCAAGAAGUAUAUUUAGUGAUUUGUGUGGAAAAAAUUAUGGAAAAGAGUGAGAAAGUUGAGGAGGUGAGUUUAUCUGAAGACAUGAUAAGAGAGAGCAGAAAACUGACAUUUGACUGUGAUGUCUGUCAAAAGUCUUUCUGUGACAAAAGUCAUCUAACUAGACAUAAACGUAUACACACAGGAGAGAAGCCAUUUCGCUGUGAAAUCUGUGGUAAAUCAUUCUCUCUCAGUGGUAACUUAACAAUACACGUACGUAUUCAUACAGGAGAGAAACCUUAUGUCUGUAGUAUCUGUGGUAAAUCAUUCUCAGGAAGUAGUGACUUUACUAAACACAAACGUAUUCAUACAGGAGAAAAACCAUAUCACUGUGAUAUCUGUGGUAAAUCAUUCUCUAAAAACGUUACCUUAACUUCACACAAACGUAUUCAUACAGGAGAGAAGCCAUAUCACUGUGAUAUUUGUGGUAAAUCAUUUUCUAAAAAUAUUACUUUAACUAACCAUAAACGUAUUCAUACAGGAGAGAAACCUUAUCAAUGUGAUAUCUGUGGUAUAUCAUUCUCUGUCAGUAGUGACAUAAUUAGACACGUACGUAUUCAUACGGGAGAAAAGCCAUAUCACUGCGACAUCUGUGGUAAAUCGUUCUCUGUAAGUUCUCAAGUCGUUGAACACAAACGUAUUCAUACAGGAGAGAAGCCAUAUCACUGUGAUAUCUGUGAUAAAUCAUUCUCUGUAAAUAGUGCCUUAACUAAACAUAAACGUAUUCAUACAGGGGAGAAGCCAUAUUUGUGUGACAUCUGUGGUAAAUCAUUCUCUCGGAGCAGCAACUUAAAUACACAUGUGCGCAUUCAUAAAGUGAAUCAGAAUCUCCAUGGCCUAAAACCUGCAAGAUCAAAAACAAGAAAUGUAUAUGGUGAUUUGAGAAGAAAUACUAUGGAAAUAAAUGAGAAACUCGAGGAAUUGAUUUUUCCUGAAGAGAGAAGGAAAUUAUCAUAUGAUUGUGAGAUCUGUCAAAAGUCAUUCUCUCAAAAAUGUAACCUAACUAUGCACCAACGUAUACCUACAGGAGAGAGGCCAUAUUGCAGUGAUGUCUGUGGUAAAUCAUUCUCUCAGAUUGAUCUAACUUCUCACAAAUGUAUUCAUACAGGAGAGAAGCCAUUUCAUUGUGAUUUCUGCCAGAAGUCAUUCUCUCGAAAAGCUAACCUGAUUACACACAUACGUAUUCAUACAGGAGAGAAGCCAUAUCACUGUGAAACAUGUGGUAAAUCUUUCUCUCUUAGCAGUAACUUAACAAUACAUGUACGUAUUCACACAGGAGAGAAGCCAUAUGUCUGUGAUUUCUGUGGUAAAUCAUUCUCUGCAAGUAAUGACUUAACUACACACAAACGUAUUCAUACAGGAGAGAAGCCAUUUCAGUGUGAUAUCUGUGGUAAAUCAUUCUCUCAAAGUUUUGCCUUAACUAAACACAAAUAUAUUCAUACAGGGAACAAGCCCUUUCACUGUGGUAUUUGUAGGAAGUCAUUCUCAGUUAGUAGUCUUUUUGAUAAACACAAAUGUAUUCAUACAGGAAAGAAACCAUAUCGGUGUGAUAUUUGUGGUAAAUCAUUCUCUCAAGCUUCUGUCUUAACUAAACACAAACGUAUUCAUACAAUUGAGGAUCCAUUUACCUGUGAUAUCUGUGGUAAAUCAUUUUCUGGAAGUAGUGUGUUAACUAGACACAAACGUAUUCAUACAGGAGAGAAGCCUUAUCAUUGUGAUAUUUGUGGUAAAUCAUUCUCUGUAAAUAGUUCAUUGAUUAAACAUAAACUUAUUCAUACAGGAGAGAAGCCAUAUUUGUGUGAUAUCUGUGGUAAAUCAUUCUCUCGGAAUAGCAACUUAAAUACACAUAUACGAAUUCAUAAAGUAGUGUAACUAUAUCAAUAAAAAAAGUCAUGACAACAACCAUUUAAAACUCCUAAAGUUUGGGUUGCCCUGUGUGUUUUAGCCACUGCAAUAAGUAAUCCACUCAUUGUGGCUCCCUUCUUAGGCUGUCAUUUACAGUUGGUGGAAAUUCCCUGACACCAACCCCUUCAGUUGCCUCUUACUGCUUUGGGGGAUAUGGUUUACUGUCAAAUUUCCUCUGAAAGACAAAAUACAAAUAGUCAUCAAUAACUAAAUGUAUUACAGAGGAAUGGAGAUACAGCAGUGUGUGAUAACAGCCUUCCAACAUCAUCAUCAUCAUCGUUUAGCAUCCGCUUUCCAUGCUAGCAUGGGUUGGACGGUUUGACUGGGGACUGGUGAGCCAGAUGGCUGCACCAGGCUCAAAUCUGAUCUGGCAGAGUUUCUACAGCUGGAUGCCCUUCUUAACGCCAACCACUCCGAGAGUGUAGUGGGUGCUUUUACGUGCCACCGGCAUGAGGGCCAGUCAGGCGGCACUGGCAAUGGCCACGCUCAAAUGGUGUUUUUAUGUGUCACCUGCACAGGAGCCAGUCCAGCGGCACUGGCAACACCCUUGCUUGAAUAUCACUACAACUAUAUGUACAUUGUUGAGAUACCUCUAAUAUUUUUAAUAAAAGCAAAUUCUUGCAGAUUUUGAAUUUGUUUUGCAAUAUUUUGACCUGAAACUGUUGAAACCACUAUUUCUAUGUUGGGCAGAAGUCAUAAUUAAUAAAUCCUAUAAACACA
This is a messenger RNA of Octopus bimaculoides (California two-spot octopus), 3328 nucleotides long. RefSeq lists its product as uncharacterized. NCBI's taxonomy places the organism in Eukaryota, Metazoa, Mollusca, Cephalopoda, Octopoda, Octopodidae. Gene Ontology annotation, cellular component: nucleus. The record is from RefSeq and is a predicted model, not a curated record. Gene Ontology annotation, molecular function: DNA-binding transcription factor activity, RNA polymerase II-specific. Gene Ontology annotation, biological process: regulation of transcription by RNA polymerase II.